Messenger RNA from Haplochromis burtoni (Burton's mouthbrooder), 4889 nucleotides. RefSeq names its product AT-rich interactive domain-containing protein 3B. Gene Ontology annotation, cellular component: nucleus. The record is from RefSeq and is a predicted model, not a curated record. Gene Ontology annotation, biological process: regulation of transcription by RNA polymerase II. Gene Ontology annotation, molecular function: DNA binding. The transcript has 9 exons. The coding region runs from base 474 to 2303 and encodes 609 amino acids. NCBI's taxonomy places the organism in Eukaryota, Metazoa, Chordata, Actinopteri, Cichliformes, Cichlidae.
AAUCGGAAUUAACACAUUACAGGUAAACGAGCUUAAUAAAAGUGGUGAACUGAAAAGGGCUGAUACUUGUUGCUGUCGCUGGGCGGGCCUAACGCUGUAGUGCGCCAUGCUGGGGGUGUCAAUUGAAGGCGAGGAAAAAAACCGACUGGGAGUUACCUCAGCGCUUUCCGAGAUAUGAGAUCUGGCCGUUUUCCAGUCGGUGCACUUUUUUAUUAAAGAAGAAAACCCCGAAAAUCACGGGGCAAAAAAAAAAAGAAAGAAAGAGACGCACACGCAUUUGAAGAGGUCACCCAGAAAAACAGCGUUCAGCGGCUUUCUGCCGGCGGAUCAGUCGGAAUCUGCGGUGUACGCUCGGAGUCUCUCUCCCCCAACCCCCCCGUGCGCGCGCGCGCGUGUGUGUGUGCGUGUGUUUACAAGUGUUUGAACGACUGCCAAAAGAAGAAGGGAGGAAAACGCCAAGGAAGGAAGGAGGGAUGGUGGACAAUUCAAGCAGUAGUAAGGCACAAAUGCCCGGAAUGUCUCAGGAGCCUGGUGUGGCCUUUCCUCCAAGCACCUCCGCAGGAGGAAUGAAACUCGAAGCAGUGAUGGAGCAGCUCCAGCGCCAGCAGCAGGCACGAUUAGAAAUGGAGCGCAAGGAGAGAAAGAUACGAGAAGCCCACAUCAUGUACGCUCAGCAGGUUGCUGCCCAACAGGCCAUCUUAGCAGCUGCCCGGGCUUCUGGAGCCAGCUUCAUGGGGAAAGGCCUGCCUGGAGGCAUCGCUGGUGGUGGAUUGCCUCCCCGGGUGUCCAAUCAGAGCAGUGUAGACUCAGACAGAGAGGAUGACGAGGACAGAGGUCGGGAUUCUGGAGAUGAGGACGAUGACAAUGAGAUGAUGGAAGGGGAUGAGGGCAGCGAUGAUGAUGAGGGAAGCGCCAGUGGUCUGGAGUUCCUCCGCAAGCAAACCCUUGCUUUACAGCAGAAUGCCUCGCGAAUCCCAGCCCGUCCAUUUGGCAGUUACUCUGCAUCGGCUCCCCAGAGGGCUGCUUCCCCACCUGUUAGAGUGAAGCAGGAACCUGACGAGGGCCUGUCUCCUGCAGGGGCACACUCUGCUACUUCUCCUAAUGGACAAGCUGACUGGGGCUUUGAUGACCACUUUAGACAGAAUGGCAGUGCAGGAUGGGCAGAUGAGGCUGACAGCAGCAGAGGAAGAGGAGAGGCCUCCAGAGACUUUGCUAAGCUGUAUGAGCUUGAUAAUGACCCAAAAAGAAAAGAGUUUUUGGAUGAUCUCUUUGCCUUCAUGCAAAAAAGAGGAACCCCAGUCAAUCGUAUUCCAAUCAUGGCCAAGCAGGUCCUAGAUCUGUACAUGCUGUACAAGCUGGUGACAGAAAAGGGAGGCCUCGUCGAGGUUAUCAAUAAGAAGAUCUGGAGAGAAAUCACAAAGGGACUCAACCUGCCUACCUCCAUCACCAGUGCUGCUUUUACUCUGCGGACACAGUACAUGAAAUACCUGUACCCGUAUGAGUGUGAGAGGAAAGGCCUCAGCUCCCCAGGCGAGCUUCAGGCUGCCAUCGAUAGUAACCGACGUGAGGGUCGCCGUCCGUCCUACAGCAGCAGCCUCUUCCGCUUUUCUCCUUCUCCCAGCACUGCUCCCCACAUCCUCUCACCCCCAAAGAUGCACCUUUCCAGUCUGGGAGCGGGGGCCUCAGUAGCUAUCAAUGGCCUUCAGGCCUCACCGGGACCCUCUUUGAAGAAAGAUGAUCUGACCCCACCGAUUAUGGCUGCAAGACCUUCCAUGGCGCUGGCUCUGGGUCAGCAGCAGGUUGCUGGCUUGGCCAGGGCAGCCACACUGGAGCAGCUUAGAGAAAAGCUGGAGACUGGUGGUGGAGAGGGGCCAGAGAGGAAGAUGGCCCGCCUGGCAGAAGAGCAGCAGCGCCUGAUGCAGCAGGCUUUCCAACACAAUCUACUGGCCAUGGCUUCCCAAAUGCCUAUGAACCUGCGUCUGGGAGCCCCUGCUAUGCCUACCAGAGAAGAGAAGCAGCAAGACAUGUCUCUGAGUAUCUCAACCAAUGGAAAUUCCAGCAUUACUGUCUCAGUAGAGGUCAAUGGCACAAUCUACUCAGGAACCCUGUUCGCCCAGAAGUCUGGUGGGGCCCCGGGGCCAUCUGUGUCUGCUGCUACUGCUACUGCUGUUUCAGCCUCCCCUGCUGGAACCAGCGCAAGCUUUGGUUUUUCCGCACCUCAAGCCCAGAGCCUCAGCCCCGCAUCCUCCUCCUCCUCCAAGGGUCCCGGCUCGGCUGAGCCGACCCCCACCGGGUCACCCUAACUCAGGCUGCCCUUUGUACCUUCUCCCCAGGCCUCUGCUCCUGCAGGAGGCCCAGCAUGAAUAUACAGUACAAUAAGAAACCGAAAAGAAACUGUUGCACAACAAAUACCUCAUCAACCUGUCUUGGCUGUCCAAUCAUGAACACAGAGCCUGAAAAUUUAAUGAUAUAUCCAAAAUAAAUUGCUAUGCAUUUUAUUUUGAUCUAACACACACACAUACACACACAUGCACGCACAUACACACAGGAACACAACACUACAACCACAUCAUGCACAGACACACAUCACAUAUAUAUACUUGUUAAUCCUAAUCGACAUGCUAAACACAAUCAGCUCAGCCAAAACCCACUGACAGGUGUAGUCACAACCGAACUUGAAAAGUUUUAUCUUAGAACAUUUUGUUUGUUUGUUGCCAUUUUGUUGUCUUUUUUGAUUUUGUGUUUUAGAAUGAUUUUUUUUUUUUUGGUUUUUUUUUUUUUUUUUUUUUCUCCUCCUUUUACAUACCUCAAAUCAAAUAACCUGCAGUGGUGUCUUUACCUCAGGAGCUGUAGUAUAUUUAACCUGAAUCAACUUUAUUUUUAUAUUCUUUUUGACCUAGUUGCAAUCAGGGGAAGUUGGGUAACUGUCACCAGUGGAAACCUGUGUACAGAGCACCCCCCCUCACAGUGAUGGGCCUCCAACUGGGGCUGCUCAGGUGUCUUCAACGUGCUGUGGCGUCAAACUGGUGAUGAUCUGAUACUGUAGAUCAGCAGAUUAAAUACCUCAUUUCAUCCUUUCAGCUGCCCUCAGUUGAGCUCUUGAGAAGUCCAUUAGGAAGGUUGCAAAGCUAAAGUUUAAGUAGUUUCAGCUCCACGUGCGCACACAAAGUUGGGUUAACAGUAACAGGCCCGUUAGAGCUUGCGAUUUGUGUUUCACCCAUAGCGGUACAGAGAGGUAAUACUGAGGCAUUCCUAGCUCCUGCAGACCAGAUUUGAGUUUGUUGUUCCCCUAUUUUUAUUUUUUUGUGUGCAUCCUUCCUCCAGCUGCAGCCACAGAGCUGAAUGUCGAGUUGGGUGGCAUCGUCAUCUCUGACCACACAUUGGCCUCUCUGCUUUGGGGAGGGGGGGCGGCGUCUCUCUCAGGAAAAGCAAUGUGACAACUGCAAGGAAUCACUGUCAGUUUAAAAAGACACAAAAAAAAGAGGAUUAAUACGUGAAGAAUGCACAAGCCUAUGUGACUGUUUCAAAAAUACCUCAUCAGACUCUCUGAAAAGGAGAGUAACACUACAUACCUCAAAAGGCUGUGAAGCCAUCGAGACUUGACGCCCCGAAUCCUACGUGAACUGAAACUGUUAUGGACGUGCUGUCACACUGCUGGUGGUUUUUGGGGACAAAGAAGUGGGAUGGGCUUGAUAUAUUUCUCCUGUAUUUACUUGUAGAACGUGUUUCAUGCUUGCUUCUUCUUUGUUUUUUGGGGGUUUUUUUUCCCUUUUUUAGGUUCAUCAGGUUGUCUGAGAAGAAUGAUAUAUCUGAGGUGCUUUUUCAGCAGAGAGGAACAGACAAGUUAUUUUUUCAUUGACAUGUUAAUUUUCUUUCUUAAAAAAACAAAACAAAACAAAAAAACCAAUGGUGUUUCCAUAGGGGUAAGAAAACAACCUUAAGUUUGACUGUGUAUGUUGAAAUUGCAUCUUUUUUGUGACAAUGGCAAAAUCAUGAUAUGCAUUUGAACAAUCAUGUGACCAGUGUUUGUUUUUUUUUUACACCUCCAUCCUCUGGUUAUUGCACAGCUACAUACCAAAGACUAGCACAGUCAGUCCUUAUGAACACUUUGUACAAUCCUGCUAACAGGAUGCUGAUGCAUAGCAAGCAGGUCUGUGUUGGACGGCAAAAGGUGUCUCUUUCAGACUCUUUCAAACUGACUGUGAGUUUUUUUUCACAAUUAGUUAGUGGAAAGUGCAUUUAAAACUGUAAAGACUGAAAACCCAAUUACAUGACUUGUACAGGUGGGCAUAUUCGACCCUUUUAACAGAUUUCAUUAUUUAAAACUGAAGGCCGGAUACAGUGGCCUCAUUAACAGUUGCAUUUGAAUAGUUUGUUUAACCUGUUUAUGCAGUCCCUCACAGUCAAUGUGGACAGUAGCCCGCAUUUUCUUUUAUCAAUUUACCCCAGGCACAGCUUGAUUAUGAUGAACAUGUUAUUGUAGGAUGCUUUUCUCCCUUUAAAGAUUUUUUUAAAAGCAUUGAAACCCCACAAAAGAACAACACUUUCUAGCUUUACUUGUGUUGAAUGUAAGGCAUUUUAACUGUUUAGACCUUUUUACGCCUAGUGUGGUCUGAGGUGGGCAGCCUUGUUGCUUUUCUUAGAUUGUAUUUUAGCAAUUAUGUGUCAGGUUUUGCAGUGCAGAUCGCAGGUCAGGGUUUAAGAACCUUUGAGAACUGCGUUGUUAGUCUGUCAGUAUAGCCUUCGCAACCUUGUAUGACACAUAACUGUAUUUUAUAAAUGGUGAGGAGUAUAGAUGCUGCCUUAAAAGUAGUUGCUGGUGAGAUGCGGUCCAUGCAGGCUUCCCUAUGAAAGUUUUUCUCUUCAGCUUAAUCCUUUGUGCCCCCCCC